Molecule: messenger RNA, 882 nt
Organism: Drosophila elegans
Lineage: Eukaryota; Metazoa; Arthropoda; Insecta; Diptera; Drosophilidae
Product: trypsin beta-like
Exons: 1
Coding region: 56-817 (253 amino acids)
Biological process (GO): proteolysis
Molecular function (GO): serine-type endopeptidase activity
Source: RefSeq, a predicted model, not a curated record
UAAAAGAGUGGAUGAUAUAGCUUUUCAUCAGUAAUCCCUUCAACUCCAGUUCGAGAUGUUCAUUCAGUGGAUUUUCCUGAUCUCCAGCGCCACCCUGAUCUCCAGCGCCACCCUGAUAUCCUCCAAAUGGAUUCCGGAACGCAUCGUAGGAGGUCACUUGGUGUCGAUUGAAUCGGUUCCCUGGCAGGCUUCCCUCCUAAAAGAAGACGAACAUUAUUGCGGCGCGGUCAUCUAUAGUGAGACAGUAGUUUUGACAGCAGCUCACUGUGUCAGAGACCCAUCGCCUUCUCUUUACUCCGUAAGAGUGGGCUCAUCGAGUUCUAUAAUCGGAGGUCAAGUGGUGAAGGCAUUGCGUGUCCUAAAACAUGACAAAUAUGGUCAGCCUUUUCAAUACUCCAAUGACAUAGCAGUGAUCCAACUUCAAUGCAGUCUUCAAAUGGGAGUUGGUGUGAGUUCCAUCCCACUGGCCGAUAGUUCUCCGCGACUAGGAUCUUCAGUCUCAGUUUCUGGAUGGGGAAAGAUCGGAUUAUUCAAGGGGGGUUCUGAGCUUCUACUUGGGACCACAGUGGCUAUUGUGAAUCAGAAAGCCUGCCAAAAAUCCCACUUCGGACGAGUUUCCAAGGACAUGAUUUGUGCCGCUGCUUUGGGAAAAGAUUCCUGCGGCGGGGACUCAGGAGGUCCUUUAGUAUCCAGUGGCAAACUGGUCGGCCUUGUCUCCUUUGGGGGACUUAUCUGUGCUAAUCCCUUUCGCCCUGGUGUCUAUGCUAAUGUGGCUGAGCUCAAGCCUUGGAUCUUAAGGACUAUUCAAAGCCUUUGAAGCAGCCAGAAUACACUCUACUAUUUAAAAAAAAAAAGAGUGAAUAAAAAAAAGGCUUAAAAAAA